UGUAGUGUGUGUGCGUGUGUGUCACUGUUUCUGGCAGGGACCGGAAGGAAGUGAGCGAACACACAGGCGGAACUUAAAGCUUCAGCAGAUGUUUCCGAGGAACUCUGCGCAACAGCAACUUCCGCUGUGUUUACGUUUAAACUUUCUUCACUUCUGCAGACAUGUCCACGCUCUUCCCAUCUCUGUUCCCACGUGUGACCGAGUCUCUGUGGUUCAAUCUGGACCGGCCGUGUGUGGAUGAAGCUGAAUUACACCAACAAGAACAACAGCACCAGACCUGGUUACAGAAUAUCGCAGAGAAAGACAACAAUCUGAUGCCCAUCGGACGGCCGAUCUUUGAGACCUUCGAUGAGGAAGAGGAGGAGGAUGAUGAAGACGAGGAGGACAGCGAGGAAGAUUCAGAAGACGAUGAAGACAUGCAGGACAUGGACGACAUGAACAUCUACAACGAGUUUCCUGAUGAUGGAGAGAUCAAUGAGGUAAAUGAUGCGAGUAUCGCUCACUGACAGGUCGACAUGGAAGGAGGAGAUCAAGACCAGGACCAGUGGAUGAUCUAAACCCACAUCAGGCGCUCGCUCGUCCACUGGAGCUUCAGAUCUCUGCUCUGCAUGUGGAGGAUCCACUCGUGUAAAGAUGCUUGGGAGGGUUUCUCUGUUCAACUGCUGCUGGUCACUGACAUCACUCUUUCCUGCAUUACGGGACAUUCAGGUGUUUCUACACAGACAGGUCAGAAGGGAUUCAGGUGUCUGAUGUAAAGUAUUUCUGUCUCUAGUUGCGAGUGUUCCUGACGAUGCAGCUCUUAUCAGCGCUGUGAACUUUGUCUGUUGUCACGCGGCUGGAAAGUGAACUAUGAUUCUGAUGCCGAUUCAUGUGAGAGCUGCUGAAGUUACUCAGUUACUUGACUUAAAAUCUCAACUCACUUCUUCGUGUAUGUGUGCUGUUUGAUAAUUGUGACUGUAAAUAAAUGUUUAUUGAACUUUU
Messenger RNA from Triplophysa dalaica, 981 nucleotides. It is a transcript of the gene anapc15, whose product is annotated as anaphase promoting complex subunit 15. Gene Ontology annotation, cellular component: anaphase-promoting complex. The record is from RefSeq and is a predicted model, not a curated record. Bases 162 to 506 code for a protein of 114 amino acids. NCBI's taxonomy places the organism in Eukaryota, Metazoa, Chordata, Actinopteri, Cypriniformes, Nemacheilidae. Gene Ontology annotation, biological process: regulation of mitotic cell cycle spindle assembly checkpoint. The transcript has 5 exons.